Pseudocercospora fijiensis CIRAD86 is the source of this 1026-nucleotide messenger RNA. RefSeq lists its product as uncharacterized. The annotation marks the transcript as partial. The record is from RefSeq and is a predicted model, not a curated record. Gene Ontology annotation, cellular component: endomembrane system. The transcript has a single exon. Gene Ontology annotation, molecular function: acyltransferase activity. Lineage: Eukaryota; Fungi; Ascomycota; Dothideomycetes; Mycosphaerellales; Mycosphaerellaceae.
AUGGCGUCCGUGGCAAAACCAGCAAGCAAGAAUAUCAAGCAGGCAGGUGUGAGCCUGAAGUCUGGUGUCGACAAUCCCAAUCCUAUACGACAUGGCGGAAUGGGACAAGCAGAGCGCGCCUUCUCGGCUGCCUCGACUUUUCUAUCUGGUAUCAUGGCCAUAUCGGCAUCACAAUUCAUCGGAGCGCCUCUGAAGCUCAUCGACUCGAAAUUCUAUGAAGCUUAUAUGGCCUGGACGAAAGAAUCGUUUGCUGUACUGAUGACCACUAUAACCCAAUGGUGGGCUCCUACCGUGGUAAGAGUAAGCGGCGACGACAGCAUGAAAGGGCAAUUGUUCCAAAUGGACGAUGGAGACUUAAGGUGCAACUUCCCACAUAGAUUGAUUAUGAUGGGCAACCAUCAGCUUUACACCGACUGGCUUUAUCUCUGGUGGAUCGCAUAUACCAAUAAGAUGCACGGCCGAAUAUACAUCAUCUUGAAGGAAAGCCUCAAGCAGGUCCCGAUCAUAGGGUGGGGCAUGCAAUUCUACAACUUCAUCUUCUUGAGCCGUAAAUGGGAGCAAGAUCGCUACAGAUUCAAGAAACAUCUUGAUCACCUCAAGAACCCACAGGACCCAAUGUGGCUUUUGAUCUUUCCAGAAGGCACCAAUCUGUCUGCGGUGACAAGAGAGAAGUCGGCAAGCUGGUCGAAGAAGACGGGAAUUCCAGACAUGAAACACCAACUUUUACCGAGAACAACGGGCCUACAAUUCUGCCUACAGGAGAUGCGGCCAUCGACAAAUUGGCUAUAUGACUGCACGAUUGCCUACGAAGGGGUGCCUAAAGGCCUCUAUGGCCAGGACAUCUUUACCCUCAAAUCGUCACUCUUCGAAGGUAGGCCGCCGAAGUCAGUAAACAUGUUCUUUCGGAGGUUCAAAAUUUCUGAGAUUCCGUAUCAAGACGAUGAACAGUUCCAGAGCUGGCUGGUCAACCGAUGGCGAGAGAAGGAUUACAUGUUGGAGCAUUUCUACAAAUUUGGAAGCUUUCCA